GCAGAAACAAACUGCACCGUGAUCUAUGAGCGUGUCUAGGCCUUUCCCUGUUCGACCUAGCCUCUCAGCCAAUGGCUUGACUUUACCGAGAGCCGUGCAAACGGACCAGCCGCAUUCAUGUUAAAGUUAUCUGCACUGCGCCUUGUGGUCUGCAUCACCAAGGUCUAAACCGGACAGAUGAGAUUGGCUGCUUAGGUGGACAGAUGUGUUACUUGAUCUCUGAGACUGAGUUGUGGUUAAGCCUGAACAGAGGGAGAACGUCAUUGACUGCCAGAGACCGCGGCAUAUCUUCUUAGGAAGGUGACGGGUAGGGACACCAGAAAUUGCUGGAAGAAUAUUCAUCUACUUUUGUGAAACGCCAUUAAUCAAGUCUCAUUCAGGUUGAUCCAAAAUCUGAGAGCUUGCCGAUCAACAAAUUUUUCUUCCUCGGGCAUCUUACGCCUUCAGAAAAUAUUUCGGAAGGAAAGAGAUAUUGGGUCAAAUGGUCCGAGUUUCUCCCCACUUUCACCAAAACAGAAAAUACUUCUCAGCUGUCACUAUACCGCAAUCCUCAUUUGACCGAGGGAUUUGAAGGUCCAGGCCCAAGUCCCAACCUUUACGCAUUGGAAGACUCAGCCCAAGCACCAGAACAAAAAGAUCUCACCCCUCUUAUCACCAUGUCUUCGACUCCCAGGAAAGUACCAUCAGCAGCGGUAGAACGAAAACCCAAGACAAUAUACCAGCUUGAUUCGCCUUUCACAACAGUCUCAUGGUAUGGCUUCAUCAUCAUCUUCCUCGCAAGGGAGAAAGCUCAUCUAUCACAGGCCCGAAGUAUCUCCUCAGAAUCAAGAAACUAUCCUUGAGCUUCUCUGCAGCAUUUUGUCACCAGUCGGCCAACACCGCACAAAUCAUGUAACACCAUCCAAGGGCAAAAGAAGCAAGAAGCGCAAGCGAGUAGAGAAGAAGAAGAAAGCUGAAUCCGGCAUUGGAUCUGAAGAGACAUCAAGCAUACCACCUCCGCCGGAGAUCUCAUCUCACGUGAUUGUUGGACUCAACCACAUCACUCGAAGCCUCGAAGCACUAUCUCAAGCGUCCAAACCAGCAGCCAUCGCAGCAAGCCAGGAAAUUUCUCAAGGCCAGCCAGAAUUUGAACUCAAACCUGCCACCAAUGACUCCAAUUCUACAGCUGACGCUUCACACGCGCUCGAUAUUCCAGCAGAAACCCGAAAAUCAGCACAAACAUCUGCGCACAUCGCAGCCAUCUUCGUCCCAUCGUCCACGCAACCGGCAGUUCUAAAGGCACACCUCCCACAACUGAUCUUCACCGCCUCCCUCGCAAAUCCCUCACUACCUCCCACACGGCUUGUCCAGCUUCCCAAAGGGAGUGACGCAAGGCUUUGCGAUGCUUUAGGUCUCCCUCGGGUAUCAUUAAUUGGUAUAUUGGAAGGCGCUCCGCAGUCAAAGGCACUGAUAGAUCUUGUCAGAGAGAUAGUGCCGGAGAUUGAUGUCCCGUGGUUGAGGGAAGUAAAGGAGGAGAAGUAUUUGAAGGUCAAGGUCAAUGCAAUUGAAACCUUUGCGCCGGUGGUGGGGAAGGAGAAGAAGAGUGCGUGA
Cadophora gregata is the source of this 1590-nucleotide messenger RNA. RefSeq lists its product as uncharacterized. Gene Ontology annotation, biological process: nuclear-transcribed mRNA catabolic process, RNase MRP-dependent; tRNA processing; rRNA processing. Gene Ontology annotation, cellular component: cytosol; ribonuclease MRP complex; nucleolar ribonuclease P complex. Bases 754 to 1590 code for a protein of 278 amino acids. NCBI's taxonomy places the organism in Eukaryota, Fungi, Ascomycota, Leotiomycetes, Helotiales, Ploettnerulaceae. Gene Ontology annotation, molecular function: ribonuclease MRP activity. The transcript has 3 exons. The record is from RefSeq and is a predicted model, not a curated record.